GGCGGUGGUCCGCCAUUUCGUGGACGCCAGGUCAGCGAGAGCAUCUGCGGGAGCCGGGCCGGAGGGGAGCGGGAAGCGGGAAGACCCAUCCGAGGGUGUGUGGUUUUGAGCGUCUGCUUUGUAACCCAAGAUUUCGAAAUGCAUCGUGAUUCCUGUCCACUGGACUGUAAAGUUUAUGUAGGUAAUCUUGGAAACAAUGGUAACAAGACUGAAUUGGAACGAGCUUUUGGCUAUUAUGGACCACUCCGAAGUGUGUGGGUUGCUAGAAACCCUCCCGGCUUCGCUUUUGUUGAAUUUGAAGAUCCCCGAGAUGCAGCUGAUGCUGUUCGAGAGCUAGAUGGGAGAACACUGUGUGGCUGCCGAGUAAGAGUGGAACUCUCGAAUGGUGAAAAGAGAAGUAGAAAUCGUGGCCCACCUCCUUCUUGGGGUCGUCGCCCUCGAGAUGAUUAUCGGAGAAGGAGUCCUCCACCUCGUCGCAGAUCUCCAAGACGGAGAAGCUUCUCCCGCAGCCGGAGCAGGUCCCUUUCUAGAGAUAGGAGGAGAGAGAGAUCACUGUCUCGGGAGAGAAAUCACAAGCCGUCCCGAUCCUUUUCUAGGUCUCGUAGCCGAUCUAGGUCAAAUGAAAGGAAAUAGAAGACCAGUUUGCAAGAGGAGUGGUGUACAGGAAAUAACUUCAUUUGACAGGAGUAUGUACAGAAAAUUCAAGUUUUGUUUGAGACUUCAUAAGCUUGGUGCAUUUUUAAGAUGUUUUAGCUGUUCACAUUUGUUUGUCUCUUGGAACAGUGACACAUAAAGAUGUAAUUCUCUAUGAUUUGAAUGGAUCAUAUGAGGCAUGUAAUAUUAAGAGUUGUUACUUUACAAUGUUCCCUUAAGCAAAAUUGAAUUUGCUUUGAAGUUUAGUCUUACAUAGACUGAUAAUAAACCUAUUAACUCCUGCCCAGUUAAAGCUUGACAUUUCAUAUUAUGAAGACAAAACUGGCAAAAAUUGAAGAGUUUUUCCAUAGUUGAGAUAGUGUGCCUGCAGCUGUAAUUGAACAGUCUUUAAAAGCUGCUGUGAACCCAAGUCAGCAGCUAAAAAUUAAGCUGCACUGUUAAACUAGGUUAGAGGUUUAAAAUAAAAUGAAUCCUAGUUGUCUUCGUACUGGGCAGAGGUGGUCCAGUUGGUGUAGAAUUGGAAGUUUCAAGAAAGUUUACUUUUGCUUUAGGUCAUAAGUUCAUUUUAACAGGAUUGCUGUAUAUGAACACACAGCUCUAUGUAACAUUCUCUCUUUGGAAAUUUGAAACUAUUCAAGAUACCAAUGUCCUGCCAGUUUAAGGGUACAUUGUAGAGCUGAACUUUGAGUUACUGUGCAAGAUUUUUUUUCAUGCUGUCAUUUGUAAUAUGUUUGUGAGAAUCCUUGGGAUUAAAGUUUUGGUUACAAAUUGUUGUUUAACCUGAAAGCCUGUUUUUCCUUGCAAAACUAAAAUCUGUGAGCUUGGUAUCAAGUCCAGGUAUAACAUUCCUAUUGGAAGCCAUACUUAUAUUUUCUUGUAAAGUGCUUUUGAAUUAAUAAAAUAUUAGCAUAAUUGUGUAAUAGUCGAACCCACUA
Herpailurus yagouaroundi (jaguarundi) is the source of this 1589-nucleotide messenger RNA. It is a transcript of the gene SRSF3, whose product is annotated as serine and arginine rich splicing factor 3. The record is from RefSeq and is a predicted model, not a curated record. Gene Ontology annotation, molecular function: RNA binding. NCBI's taxonomy places the organism in Eukaryota, Metazoa, Chordata, Mammalia, Carnivora, Felidae. The transcript is spliced from 6 exons. Bases 139 to 633 code for a protein of 164 amino acids.